GCACUCUCGCCUCGUGUCGAGUCAGUGCGUAAUUGUAGUUCGUUUAAUUUUCUUUAUUUUGGGUGGAACUACACUAUUAAGGACUCAAAAUGAGUUUGUAUAACUUCAAGAAAAUUAUGGUGGUGCCUCCGGCAAAGGCAUUCAUCGAUAUUAUGCUUUCGAAAACACAAAGAAAGACUCCCACUGUUGUCCACAAGCAUUAUAAAAUAAGCCGGAUCAGAGCUUUCUACAUGCGGAAAGUAAAGUACACUCAACAAAACUUUCAUGAUCGGUUGUCCCAGAUAAUCCAGGACUUUCCUAAACUGGAUGAUGUCCAUCCCUUUUACGCUGAUUUGAUGAAUGUUUUGUACGACAAAGAUCAUUACAAGCUUGCUUUGGGACAGUUGAAUACUGCCAGACAUUUGAUUGAUACUGUGGCAAAAGAUUACGUUCGGUUACUGAAGUUUGGAGAUUCCUUGUACCGUUGCAAGCAACUGAAGAAGGCCGCCCUCGGUCGGAUGGCUACUAUAAUGAAACGACAGGCUUCUAAUUUGACAUACCUGGAACAGGUCCGUCAGCAUUUGUCUCGUUUGCCAUCUAUUGAUCCGUACACUCGUACCAUCAUUAUUUGCGGUUUUCCUAAUGUAGGUAAAUCCAGUUUCAUCAACAAAAUCACACGAGCUGAUGUGGAAGUGCAGCCGUACGCUUUUACAACCAAAAGUUUGUACGUCGGCCACACUGAUUAUAAAUAUUUGAGAUGGCAGGUAAUUGACACGCCUGGAAUUUUGGACCAUCCGUUAGAGGAGCGUAACGUAAUUGAAAUGCAGGCAAUCACAGCCAUGGCUCACUUGAGGGCUUGCAUAUUAUACUUCAUGGAUGUGUCCGAGCAGUGCGGACACUCGAUUCAGGAACAAGCAAAUUUGUUUGAAAGUAUCAAACCAUUAUUCGUGAAUAAGCCAUUGAUACUGGUUUUGAACAAAACUGAUAUUUUAACGUUGGAUGAGUUGGAUGCUGACAAGAAGAAAGUCAUCGAGGACCUGGCAGAUGAUGCUGAAGAAAUUCCUAUUAUGCAAAUGUCAACUGUUGCAGAAAAAGGUGUGAUGGAAGUAAAAACGGAAGCUUGUGAACGUUUGUUAGGCUACCGGGUAGAUCAGAAAUUGAAGGCUAAAAAGAUCGAGGGUGUUCUGAAUCGUCUGCACGUUGCAAUGCCGGAAAAACGAGAUAACAAAGAACGCCCUCCUUGCAUACCGGCCGCAGUGCUGGCUGCUCGUGCAGCGAACGCAGAGAAGAUCGCUCGUCGCCAACGAAAACUGGAAAAGGAAAUUGAACAGGAAAUGGGUGACGAAUACACACUUGAUCUUAAGAAGAACUACACGGACAUUGCUGAAGAUGAGCGGUACGAUGUCAUUCCGGAGUUCCUCAAUGGGGUGAAUAUCGCCGACUAUAUCGAUCCGGAUAUAUUCGAAAAACUAGAAGAGCUUGAGCGCGAUGAAGGUCUUCGAUUGGAAUCAGGAUUCUACGAUCCGCCGCCGCUGAAUCUAGACGAGACGUUACUGGAGAUUCGCGAAAUGGCUCGGCAGAUUCGUCUCAAACGUUUUCUGCUUAAAGAUUCACGUAAAAUGCAACAAAAGAGCGGCCGUCCAGUUAUGCCUCGUCAUAAGCAAGCCCUGGUACGCGACCGUAAAGUGGACAAUCUACGUAAAACUAUGGAAAAUCUUGGAGUGGAUAUGACAGAUACUGAUGGUGCCAACUUUACCAAGAACCAGAUUGAUAUACGUCGAAGUCUGGUGCCUGCGAUUGGUGGACCUAAAACACCCAAAAAGGAUCGUGAAUCGCUGGCCAUUGUGAAAGCCACCGGGCAGCCGAUCAAGCGGAAAACUCCAGGUCACGAGUUAGGAAUCAAGAGUGUAGUGCUCAAAAAGAAGGCCAAGGUGAUGGCAAAGCACGACAUUGCAAAGAAGGUGACGAAGUGGGCCCGCAAAGGAGAAGCAGAUCGACACAUACCGGACCUCAUGCCAAAGCAUUUGUUUGCUGGCAAACGAGGAACGGGAAAAACAGAUCGUCGAUAGGUGGAUCACAGUUUCCGUUAAAAUUCUAUAUACAAAUCUAUUAUAAUAAAAACAAGUAUAAAGAAAAAAACAAA
Messenger RNA from Malaya genurostris, 2122 nucleotides. RefSeq names its product nucleolar GTP-binding protein 1 (gene Non1). The record is from RefSeq and is a predicted model, not a curated record. Gene Ontology annotation, molecular function: GTP binding; GTPase activity; RNA binding. NCBI's taxonomy places the organism in Eukaryota, Metazoa, Arthropoda, Insecta, Diptera, Culicidae. The transcript is spliced from 4 exons. Gene Ontology annotation, cellular component: nucleolus. The coding region runs from base 90 to 2048 and encodes 652 amino acids. Gene Ontology annotation, biological process: ribosomal large subunit biogenesis.